This is a messenger RNA of Protobothrops mucrosquamatus (brown spotted pit viper), 1124 nucleotides long. RefSeq names its product kynurenine formamidase. The record is from RefSeq and is a predicted model, not a curated record. NCBI's taxonomy places the organism in Eukaryota, Metazoa, Chordata, Lepidosauria, Squamata, Viperidae. The transcript has 11 exons. The coding region runs from base 34 to 912 and encodes 292 amino acids. Gene Ontology annotation, molecular function: arylformamidase activity.
GAGAAGGAAUAUAGCCACAACGUAGCCAUUACUAUGGGAAAGUGGCAGGAAAUGACAAAAGAGGAGUUGGAGACUGAGUACUCCCCUAGUAGAUGGUCUCCAAGGCUGGAUAAGGAUGCUGUGAUUGAGGCACACAUGAAAGCAGUGACUGAAGGUACUGUAAACGCCCAGGCAUUCACCCAAACUCUGCUGAAUGUCCCCUAUGGCUCCAGCGAGGGAGAGAAACUGGAUGUGUAUCUUCCUAAAAAACAUGUUGAAACCUUUCCUCUGGUCCUCUAUAUUCAUGGUGGCUACUGGCAAAGCUUGAGCAAAGAAGUUUCUGGUUUUGCUGCAUGUCCCCUAGUGAACCAAGGCAUUGCCUUUGCUGCAGUUGGCUAUGAUGUGGCUCCAAAAGGCCAACUGGAGGUGAUGAUUGAACAGGUGCGGCAUAGUGUGGCUUUUGCAGUUCAGCAAUAUACAGGGAUCAGUGGUGUCUAUCUGCUUGGGCAUUCGGCAGGAGCCCACCUGGCAGCCAUGAUACUUUCCACAGAUUGGGCAAAAUUUGGUGUUGAGCCAAACAUUAAAGGUGCCUUUUUGGUGAGUGGCAUUUAUGACUUGGAGCCCAUCAUGCACACCUAUGUUAAUGAUCUGUUGCACAUGAGCCGUGCGGUGGCCCAAGAGAAUAGUCCUUUGUGGUGUGUGCCAAAGGUGAAUGACAAGAAAGCUUGCCGGGUGCUCAUUGCAGUAGCCCAGCACGACUCACCUGAGUUCCACAGGCAAUCUCAGGAAUAUUGUCAGGUUCUUCGUACAGCAGGUUGGAAGGUCUCCUUGCUAGACCUAGCAGGCACAGAUCACUUUGAUGUCAUUGAGAGACUCUCCCAAGAGAACUAUCUCCUCACACAGGUGAUUUUGAACAUGAUUUCAAGUGGCUGAAGCCAGUAAAAGAACAAUUGUGGUCUGCCUGCUGUCCUUUUCUCCACUGUCUUCCCACUGAACUCCUUUAGGUCAAACAAGGACUGAGCUUUCUGCCUAUUUCUUUUCUCAGUUGCAGAUGUAUUGAGACCAGGGAUAUCACGUGGAACUUUGAACAGUCCAUCUCUGCUCUCACACUGUGACAUCUAUUAUGGCAUAAGAGAUGAAAGCAA